AUGAUGAAGGCUGUCAUGCAGUCUCAGAUAAGCUUUACUAAGCAGACUACACAGGCGAUUGGUGACAUUAGGACCCAGUUGACAGCGGCAGUUGGACAAGUCCAGCAGGAGAGGGAAAGGUUUCCCUCUCAACCUCAAGUCAAGGUCGCCGGUACUCAUUUUGUGGGAAAUCCUUCUGGGACAAGUAAUUUGAAUCCCAGUUUGGAGGAGGCUAAGGCGAUCACCACUCUCAGAAGUGGGAAGGAGAUCGACAAAAUAAUUCCUCCAAAGCAAAAACCAGUUCCACCCCCAGAGCUAGUGGCUGCACCAAUAGUUUCUCCAGACUUGGGAAGUGAUCCUGAGAAAGAGAAAGAGUCGGAGUCCUCUAAAGUGGAGGUGCUUGCUCCUGCAGCCGCCAUGACUCCUUCACCACCCAUUGCUCCAUACGCCCAUCGUUUGGUGGUGAAAUCCAAAGUCAAUGUUUUGAAGGAUCUGUGUACUUCAAAGUGGAGAACUAAGAGUCAGGACGAAGUGCUCCUGACGGAGCAGGUGAGCUCCAUUCUGCAGGCCAAUAUGCCAAACCAAAUGCAAAGACCCUGUUCCACCAUUCCUAUAGCUAUCGCAAGCCAGAAGUUCGAUAAGGCUUUAUUGGAAUUAGGGACAAGUGUCAACUUGCUCCCAUAUUCGGUGUACUUGAAGCUUGGCCUAGGCGAUCUGAGAGCCACAUCGGUCACGCUACAGUUGGCUGACUGGAUCGACUUCAUUGUCCUGGAUACGUGCCCGAUACCAGAGGUCUUCGAGAAGACCCUUAUCAUCCUUGGCCAUCCUUUCCUAAGCACCUCCAGUGCCGUCAUGAACUACAAAAUUGGACAAGUCCAAAUGUCAUUUGGGGAUUUGAAAAUAGAGGUGAAUGUGUUUAAUGUGGAUAGCCAAGUCAAGGAUAAUGAGGAAGUUUAUGAGGUGCGUUUGAUCGACACGUUGGUGCAGAAGCAUGUCAAUAAUAUUUUGUAUAAGGAUCCUCGGAGAUAG
Molecule: messenger RNA, 1008 nt
Organism: Rhododendron vialii
Lineage: Eukaryota; Viridiplantae; Streptophyta; Magnoliopsida; Ericales; Ericaceae
Exons: 3
Coding region: 1-1008 (335 amino acids)
Source: RefSeq, a predicted model, not a curated record